AUGGCUGAGAGGCUGGGGUUAGAGAAGGCUGCGGAGCCGGGAGGAAGCUUGGAGAGGAGUGCAGAGGCGUUGAGAGGGAUGCUGGUGGGCGGGCUGGCUCGACUGCGGUGUUCUGAUGUGUUUGAAAUGGUGAACGCGUCGGGAUACAAGCUUGUCCUCGUUACAAAUGUUGAGUAUUUCACAUCAGCAGCCCCCAGCCCAAACUUUGGCCCACCGGGAUUCAGCAUGCAUCAGCAACACCAACAUCAACAGAACCAGCAGCAGCAUGUGAUGCUGGUGACAGUAUUGGAUGGUCGAAAGAACCGCCUGGAUAGAUGCGGAGUGGCGGAGUUUUCAGACGGGGCGUUUUGCGCUCCCGAGGUGGCGGAGGUUAAAGAGUUGGUGCGACGAGGGUCACUGCCUCCCUUCUUCAUGGACAAGUUGGAGGAGCAGGUGCGCCAGAUAAGGCAUAUCUACUUUGAGACGACUACCGCCUCACCUAUCUCAACCGCCCCGUACUCCUUGAUGUUGACGCUGAUGGCUCCUCUGCCCCUAGACACCCGCCCUCGCACCCCUCUCUUACCACUCAACCGCUUCCCACCCAACCUCCUCCCACCCAACCGUUUCCGACCCAACUGCCUCACACCCAACCUCCUCAGACCCAACAGCCUCAGAACCAACCGCCUCACAUCCAACCUCCUCCCACCCAACCGCCUCCCACCCAACCGCCUCCCACCCAACCGCCUCCCACUCAACCGCCUCACACCCAACCGCUUCCCACCCAACCUUCUCACUCUCAACCUCCUCUCAUCCAUCCGCCUCACACCCAACCGCCUCACACCCAACCGCUUCCCACCCAACCGGCUCCCACCCAACUGCUUCACACCCAACCUCCUCCCACCCAACUGCCUCACACCCAUCCGCCUCACACCCAACCGCCUCCCACCCAACCGCCUCACACCCAACUUCCUCACACCCAACCUCCUCUCACCCAACCUCCUCCCACCCAACCGCCUCACACCCAACUUCCUCCUUCCGCCCAUCCUACCGCCCAUGCCCCCUCCUCCCAACCCCCCUCUUCACAACCCCCUUCCUCGCAACCCCCCUCUGCCCAUACCCCUUCCUACACCCCUCCUUCAAGCUUUCACCCACAUAUCUCUCCUCCCCAGAUGCCCCCUUCCCAAAUGCCCAAUCCCCAAAUGCCCCCUCCCCACAUCCCCCCUCCCCAAAUGCCCCUUCCGCAAAUGCCCCCACCCCACAUACGCCCUCCCUACCCACACCCUCCUCUCAACCCACUCCCUCCCAAACUCCACCCCACCACCCAUCCCGCUUCCUAUCCCGCCCAUCCCUCCCCAUCCUCCACCCAUCCCGCUCCCUACCCCGCCCGUCCCUCCCCAUCCUCCACUCAUCCUUCUCCUGCCUCCGCCCAUCCUUCCCCUUUCCCUCCAAACACGCAUAAAGUUGACUUCUCCUCCCGACUUCAUACCUCUCUCCACUCAGUCACCUUUGCACACAUCUCAGAAGACUUUUGAUGCGUCGCAGACAUUAACCCCUCCUCCCGACUUCAUACCUCUCUCCAGCUACGAGUCACCACAAGACCAACCCCUUCCCCCUGGCGUGGUUCCCUCCCCACUCACGCAUUCCCCUCUUCCCCCAGCCGUUAUUCCCCCAGGGGCAGCACCUCCGCCCAUAGGGAGAGCAAUUGCGCCCCCGGGGGGAGCACCUCCGCCCCCAGGGGCUGCUCUGCCCCCAGGGGUGGCACCUCCGCCCUCAGGGGGGGCUAUUCCGCCCACCAGGGGAGCACCUCCGCCCUUAGGGGAAAAACCGCCCCCCUCAGAGGGAGCACCUCAACCCACAGGGGGAGCAGCUCCGCCCACAGGGGGACUUCCGCCUCCCCCAGCAGGCGUUCCUUCCCCAGGGGCCACUCCUUCCCAGGCAAGGGGCGCACUUACCCCUACAGGGGGAAAACCGCUUCCCCCAGGGGGAGUUUCUCUCCAUGCAUGGGGAAUACCUUUCCCCUCAGCUUCAACAUCCCCUCACUCCCUUCCGUCGCUGGUGGAAACGCCUGCUGGUGGUGCUGUUGGUACUGCUGCUGGUGCUGGUACUGCUGCUUCUGCUGCUGAUGAUGAUGGUGCUGCUGUUGGUGGUGGUGCUGGUGGUGCUGCUGGUGGUGCUGCUGGUGGUGCUGCUGCUGGUGGUGGUGCUGCUGCUGCUGCAGCAGCAGCAGCAGCAGCAGCAACAACAACAGCAACAGCAAUGGCUGAUGUGCAAGAAACAUUCACAGCUGGUGGUGCUGCUGGUGUUGCUGAUGGUGUUGCCGAUGGUGGUGUUGCUGAUGGUGUUGCCGAUGGUGGUGUUGCUGGUGGUGGUGGCACUGCUGCUGCUGCUGAUGGUGGUGGUGGUCCUGGUGGUGACUAUAGCGAGGACAUGGAUUGCGGCGAGGACGACGCAGAAUGUGACUAUGGCGAGAGUGAUUAUGAGAGUGAGGACUCACUAGAUUCGAUGGAGCUGAAGCUGGGGAUACGGCAGAGGAGGGAGGAGAGGGCUGCACAGGCGCUAGGAGUGGGAGGGGGUGGAGAAGGGGGGUGGGGAAAUGGAGAUGUGAAUGGAGUGGGAAGGGAUCUUGGUGGGGGAGUGGAUGGGAGGGAGGAGAGGAAUGCAGGGACGGUGGGAGGAGUGGGGGGUGUGGGAGCGGUUGGAGGAGGCGAUGGGGAAGGGGGAGCAGUGGGAGCGAGUGGUGAGGGAAUGGGAAGGGGUGGUGAGGGAGUGGGGGAGGGUGGUAAGGAGGGCGGUGAGGGAGUGACAGAAGGGAACAGCAGGGGCGAGUGGAAGGGCGAGUGGAAGGGCGAGUGGAAGGGCGAGUGGAAGGGCGAGCGGAAGGGCAAUCGCAGGGGCAGGAGCGUACGUACGAAGGAUGGGGGACAAGAGAAGCCGGUUCAGAGGGGUGGGGAGGAGCAGGGGGGAGUUGGGGGGGAGAAGGGGGAGUUGGAGGGGGAAGUGGAGGUGGUUGGGGAGGGGGAUGGGGAAAAGGGGGUGGUCAGGGGGGAGGAGAAGGAGGAGGAGGAGGGUGGGGCGGAGGCGGUUGGGGAGGAGAUGGGGGAGAUGGAGGGGAUUGGGGAGCAUUAG
Closterium sp. Yama58-4 is the source of this 3105-nucleotide messenger RNA. The record is from the annotation of a GenBank genome assembly. NCBI's taxonomy places the organism in Eukaryota, Viridiplantae, Streptophyta, Zygnematophyceae, Desmidiales, Closteriaceae.